Molecule: messenger RNA, 1750 nt
Organism: Protobothrops mucrosquamatus (brown spotted pit viper)
Lineage: Eukaryota; Metazoa; Chordata; Lepidosauria; Squamata; Viperidae
Gene: PRRX1
Product: paired related homeobox 1
Exons: 4
Coding region: 1-744 (247 amino acids)
Biological process (GO): regulation of DNA-templated transcription
Molecular function (GO): DNA-binding transcription factor activity, RNA polymerase II-specific; DNA binding
Source: RefSeq, a predicted model, not a curated record
AUGACUUCCAGCUACGGGCGCGUCCUGGAGAGGCAGCCGGCCGUCCUAGCCACGCGCCUGGAGAGUCCCAGCAACCUCGACAGCCUGCAGGCAAAGAAGAACUUCUCGGUCAGCCACCUGUUGGAUCUGGAGGAAGCCGGCGACUUGGUGGCGGCUCAGGCCGACGAGAGCGUCGGGGAGAGCGGCCGGAGUCUCCUGGAGUCGCCGGGGCUGACCAGCGGCAGUGACACUCAGCAGCAGGAUGGUGAUCAGCUGAAUUCUGAAGAGAAGAAGAAACGAAAGCAGAGGCGAAACAGGACCACCUUCAACAGCAGCCAGCUUCAGGCCCUGGAGAGAGUCUUUGAGCGGACACAUUACCCAGAUGCUUUUGUACGAGAAGACCUUGCACGCAGGGUCAACCUCACUGAGGCUCGGGUCCAGGUGUGGUUUCAGAACAGGCGGGCAAAGUUUCGCAGGAAUGAGCGAGCAAUGCUGGCCAACAAAAAUGCAUCCCUCCUUAAGUCUUACUCAGGUGAUGUAACUGCAGUGGAGCAACCAAUUGUACCUCGCCCAGCGCCAAGAGCCACUGACUAUCUCUCCUGGGGAACUGCCUCUCCUUACAGUACUGCCAUGGCUUCUUAUUCUGCUUCCUGUACCAAUGCCAACCCAGCUCAGGGCAUGAAUAUGGCUAACAGCAUUGCCAAUCUGAGACUGAAGGCAAAGGAAUAUAGUUUACAGAGGAACCAGGUGCCAACCGUAAAUUAGAGGGCAACAACCUGCAAGAACAGCCCAAAUCUAGAAAGAGGCAACUGUCCUUCUUUGCCAUUUGUUCAGACUUAGAAAGACCAUCAACCUGAGCUAAAGUUUUGCAUUGGAGAUAAAGCAGGAUCCAAGUGAAUGGAAAACAGUUUCCAACAUGAUGCUACAAAUACAAAUAAAAAUGCAAAUACAAAUAACCCCCACAAAUAUUGCAAAAGUGCCAAGAAAUCUCUUCUGGGAGCUUCUUUGGUGAAGGACACAAGGCUUGAAUUCAUCCUAGGAAUGACUGCAAAUCCAAAGAUCCUGCACUUGACUCUUCUGUGUCCCCCAUUGGACUUCUGGGUUUGCCCCUCAACUCUUUUAUUUGAAGUCUUCUAAAAUAAUCUGAAAUCUUAUGCCAAAGAUCCUCAUGGUCAUUGAUGCUCUGAUCCAUUCAAAGCACAAGGGAUCCCAACUGAUGUUGUGAACACCAGCAUAUGCCUGAUGCCUUAGCAUCUAAACUUUUAUGUCUAUUGGCUAGAAUCUCUCCUUCUGUUAGCUGUUUGAAGUCAAUUUUGAUUAUAGAUAAGUGUGUGUUACUGUUUAUUCUGCCACAACCUCUUUGAUAUUGUUAUGCUGGUUUCCAAAGAAUCUCUAAAUAUAAAAAUACAUUAUUUUGAACCAAUUUCUGCCAAUGUAGGAGUGUAUAAAUUUUCAAAUCACAUAGAACACUUCAUCCUGGUGAAAAUGUAUAAGAAUGUAUUUGAGAUAUUACUCUGUGGAAUUGAAAAGCUGGUACAAACUUACAAAUCUUGGAGAAACCCAAAGAGCAGAAUCCAGAUGUGCAGGUACUAUAAAUGAAAGUUAAUUUCCAAUGGAAAAAUCGGAGGCCUUAAUCUAAUACAGAAAUAGGCAUGCUUAAGCCUAUUGUAUUGGACUAAGUCUCCACUUACUUUGUUUGCUACUUGUUUUGUUUCAUGCCAUACUCAACAGUAUUGCCCGAAAUCAUUUGAUUUAUAUAUACUGUAUAUAU